AUGGCCGAACUGGGCGAGGCGCAAGCACAACUGGAUGAGAAGCAACGCGAGUUGGACAUUGUUCAGGCGGAAUAUGACAAGGCCAUGGGUGAGAAACAGACCCUCAUGGAUGAUGCUGAUUCCUGCCGACGAAAGAUGUCAAAUGCGACGGCCCUGAUCAAGGGUCUUGCAGGUCAGACUGCCCAGAAUGCCAUUUCCAGUGCAUUUACUUAUUAUUUGGUUUACGUAGGUGAACGAGUACGAUGGACGGAAGCAAGCAAAAUGUACCAAGAGCAAAUCAAUCGACUUGUUGGUGACAUCUUGCUGGCCACUGGCUUUCUUUCCUAUGCCGGUCCAUUUAAUCAGGAAUUCAGAAAUCAUCUUAAUCAGUGUUGGCGAAAGGAAAUGAUUAAAACCAGUAUCCCUUUCUCAGACGACCUCGUUAUUGUCAACAUGUUUGUUGACACUGCAACCAUUGGUACUUGGAAUCUUCAAGGCCUACCAAACGAUGAUCUUUCGAUUCAGAACGGUCUCAUCGUCACCCGUGCUAGUCGUUUUCCCCUCCUUAUCGAUCCUCAGGGUCAGGGCAAGGCUUGGAUCAAGAAAAAGGAAGCUGAAAACGAUCUCAAGGUUACAAGGCUUAAUCACAAAUACUUCCGCAGUCAUCUGGAGGACGCGCUGUCCCUGGGUCUUCCUCUGUUGAUCGAGGAGGUUGGGGAUGAAUUGGAUCCUGCUUUGGACAAUGUCCUCGAAAAGAACUUUAUUAAGACAGGCAGCAACUUCAAGGUGAGGGUGGGCGAUAAGGAGGUGGACGUGAUGAAGACCUUCCAGCUCUACAUCAGCACCAAGUUGCCGAACCCUGCCUACACGCCAGAGAUCUACGCUCGCACCUCUGUCAUCGACUUCACGGUCACCAUGAAGGGUCUGGAGGAUCAACUUCUUGGGAUUGUCAUUCUCACUGAGAAACAGGAACUGGAAGCGGAGCGAACAAAGUUGUUGGAAGAGGUGACGGCCAACACACGAAAAGUUAAAGAACUCGAGGACAGCCUGCUGCAGCGUCUAACCUCCACGCAGGGCAGUCUCGUGGAUGACGAGUCGCUGAUUGAGGUUCUUCGUGUCACCAAGACGACAGCGGAGGACGUGCGCCGCAAGCUUACUAUUGCUGCCGACACAGAACUGAAGAUUAACACGGCUCGUGAGGAGUAUCGACCAAUCGCCAGCCGCGGUUCCACACUCUACUUUCUUAUCGUGGAAAUGAGCAUGGUUAAUGUCAUGUACCAGACCUCCCUGCGUCAGUUCCUCGGACGAUUCAACAUCUCCAUGGCGCGCGCGGAGAAGUCCCUGAUGACGCAGAAACGCAUCGUCAACAUCAUUGAGUACCUUACACUGGAUGUCUUCCGGUACACAGCACGCGGUCUUUAUGAGCGCGACAAGUUCACUCUGACUCUCCUUCUCUCCCUGAAGAUCGCCCUUCAACAGCGCAAGAUCCGUCCGGAGGAGUUCCAGAUUUUCAUUAAGGGCAAGUCUCCGCAAAGCAUGACCGAAGUCUUUAUCUUUUUUUAUUUACUCCUGGAAACUUCAGGAGGAGCAGCCUUGGAUCUAAAUGCAGUGGAGCCCAAGCCGAAGAAGUGGAUUCAAGACAUGACUUGGCUGAACUUAGUAGAGUUAAGCCGCCUGCCUACAUUCCAUUCCCUCCUCCAGCAAGUGGCCCAUGGCGACAGGGUCUGGAAACACUGGUAUGACUCUGAUGCGCCCGAGGAGGUGCCCAUUCCGGACGGUUACGACAAGCUGGAUACCUUCCAGCGUCUCCUCCUAGUCCGUUCUUGGUGUCUGGACAGGUGCAUACCGAUGGCUAGCAAGUACAUUGCCGAGACGAUGGGUCCAGUGUACACAGAUCCAGUCAUCACCAAUCUCGAGUCAAUGCUGGAGGAGUCUGAACCGCUGUCGCCGAUGAUCGGCUUCCUCUCCAUGGCCUGUGAAGCCAUCUCCAUGGGUCAGGGUCAGGAGGUGCAUGCUCGCCGUCUGAUUGCAUCAAGUCUUCAGGAUGGCAAGUGGGUCCUCCUUCAGAACUGCCACCUGGGUCUCAACUUCAUGGAUGAACUCUUGCAGAUUGUGAGUCUGCAUAGCCAUUUGAUGUGA
Molecule: messenger RNA, 2118 nt
Organism: Dibothriocephalus latus
Lineage: Eukaryota; Metazoa; Platyhelminthes; Cestoda; Diphyllobothriidea; Diphyllobothriidae
Source: the annotation of a GenBank genome assembly